AUGGAAAACCAACAGAACGCCGAUGCUCAACGUGAUCGCUACUACGCGACAAUUCACAAGGGAAUUCCGGGACUUGCAGGCGAUAAAAUUCCAGAAACAUCCGAAGACAUAUCACCUUACGCGACAUUCCAAUUGUCGGAAGCGAGUACUUUGGCACACGGGCCCGCAAAUACGUUACUCCAUUCGUUCAUGUACCAUGAACGCGCAAUGACCGAGGGUUGUGCAUCACCUCCGCCAGCGGCUAAAAGUCGACGACGUCAUUCGCGAAAAACAGAUCCCGAAAGUGAGGAAAGCGACUCGGAUGGCGAUCAAUUGACGUCAAGUCGCACGGAGUCGUCGAAUCAGCUGGAUGCCAAGUUGAAGCACAGCAUGAGUGAACGCGAGAACGUCGUGAACCUGUACCAGAUCAAUAUCGACAAAAAGUUUCCGGGUUUGAUUUAUCACGGCACGCAAUCGAGCACGUCGUCCGACUUGUCGCCCAUGUCGGAGCAAAAAUCGUUGCCACGUCGCGGCAGACAAAGGGGAACGAUGCGAUUGCUACCACUCCAAUUGACAGCCGAAGAUACGGCAAUAACGAAUUUUGACGUGACACCCGACAGUCGUAUCGAACUAUCCGAAGCCGAAUGUGACAUUGACACACUGAAAAAGCUGAAACUUGGCAUGCGUUCAUCGCUUUGGGCACGUCCCGCAAAUCCAACGCCCGAUGGAAAUAACGCUGGCGGCGGCGGCGGAGGAGGCAACAAGCUUUCAGGCCAUCCCUCGGACUACUCGAUUGCCGUUUAA
This is a messenger RNA of Culicoides brevitarsis, 783 nucleotides long. Its product is annotated as cell adhesion molecule Dscam2-like. The record is from RefSeq and is a predicted model, not a curated record. Bases 1 to 783 code for a protein of 260 amino acids. The transcript has 4 exons. NCBI's taxonomy places the organism in Eukaryota, Metazoa, Arthropoda, Insecta, Diptera, Ceratopogonidae.